This is a messenger RNA of Ctenocephalides felis (cat flea), 6603 nucleotides long. Its product is annotated as protocadherin-like wing polarity protein stan. The transcript is spliced from 8 exons. Lineage: Eukaryota; Metazoa; Arthropoda; Insecta; Siphonaptera; Pulicidae. Gene Ontology annotation, cellular component: plasma membrane. Gene Ontology annotation, biological process: homophilic cell-cell adhesion. The record is from RefSeq and is a predicted model, not a curated record. The annotation marks the transcript as partial. Gene Ontology annotation, molecular function: calcium ion binding; G protein-coupled receptor activity.
GCGAGGAGUACUGCUAGAAUGCGAGAACUUGCGGGCCUUUGCCCGACGCGUCUGUCAAUUCUGCUGACUCUAUUGCUGCUCCUCAAAUGUUGCUCCUGCUAUUUGAUCAUCGUACAUGAAAACGCUCCAGCCGGUGAAAUAAUUUUCAACGCAUCUGUUCACAGGCUCGGUUCCGAUCGCGCCUACUCAAUCAAUGCACAUAAAUCGGCUAGUUAUGUUCAUCGUAUCAUUCACGUAAACCAUGACACAGGAUCAGUUCAUCUGAAGAAACAAUUGUCUUGUGAUGGCUUAUAUUAUCCUAGUUUAUUUACGUUCUACGUCGACUCGGUAUCAAGUCGUGUGCGAAAUAUUGAUUACUAUAGUUUACCGUUACGGAUUUUAAUAACUGGUGCUGAUUGUAGCGAUGGUUAUUUUGAUCUGAGUAGUCGUCUAUCAUUCGAUGAACCUGAUCAAGAAAUCCGUAACAAAAGAGAAACACGCGGCCAUAUGAGUCCACAGAAUACUGGAUUGGAGACUGCCCACCAGUACUUGCUUCAUAGCAUUCAACGGCAGAAAAUACUUCGUAUGAAACGAUCGAUUCGUUUUCUAACUGCUUCGAAAAUUCAGAAACGAGUUGAAGAUGCGAAAAGAUGGGUAUCGGAGACUUACGCCUCGUUUGCUAUUCCAACAACUGAUAAGCCAUGGCAAAGCAUUUGUUUACGAAAAUCGCAAUUUAUUAACUCAUUAGCUAGCUUUAUGCCUAAAUCGGUUGAGCAAUAUUGCAAAGUAACGUUUAUAGAUUUAAAUGAUGAUAGAUUUGCGGUCGAAACUCAAAAUUUUCAUCUAGUCGCACGCGAUGAUGUUUGCAUAUAUGAAUCUUUAUGGAAGAUAGUAAUUUUAUUUAAAUUAAAUUGUGAAGGGAUCGAUGUAAUUGAUACAGAACAUAGGCUAAAAAUAGUUUAUCAUCAUCAGGAAUUCAACGAUACUGAUAUAGCUAAACGUGUUAGACGUGAACUCAGAAAUCAGUCUCCAUUUUUCGAGCAGGCAUUAUAUGUCGCGUCUAUUAUGGAAGAACAAAUACCACCUGCGGCAGUAACAACUCUAAGAGCGAGGGAUCCUGAAGGCUCUACUAUAGAAUACACAAUGACGUCUUUGCUGGAUUCCAGAUCACAAGGAAUGUUUCAGAUAGAUGCGCAUUCAGGGUCCGUCGUUACAAUGGUCCGCUUGGAUAGGGAACUAGUUGAUGUGCAUUAUUUUCGUAUUUUAGCAACAGAUGACAGUUUUCCACCAAGAUCGGGAACUACAACUCUGCAGAUUAAUGUUUUAGAUUGUAAUGAUUACGCGCCCACGUUCGAAAGCUCAGAGUUUCACGCAAGUGUACGAGAAAGUGCAUCAGCUGGAUCAACCGUAGUAACUUUACGCGCUACUGAUCAAGACGUCGGUAAAAACGCGGAAAUAGAGUAUGCAAUAGAAAAUAUUUCGGGUGAAAAAGAUUCGACGGAUCUCAUUAACCAGCCAUUCAGAAUAGAUGCGCAAACUGGUGUUUUGACUGUUCGUAGUCAAUUAGAUCGUGAACGCGUAGAAUCUUAUUCUGUUAUUGUGACUGCUAAGGAUUUAGCUCAUCCAACGAGCGCACGUAAAACAAGUACAGCAACAGUUGUUGUAAAUGUACUGGAUGAUAAUGAUAAUUAUCCUCAAUUUGGCGAACGUACAUAUUCUGUGCAUAUCAAAGAAGAUAGCGGUAAUGAUAAUCCGGUCAUAGCUCAAGUAGUUGCAACCGACGCAGAUGCUGGUGUAAAUGCUUUCAUUCGUUAUGCUAUUAUUGGAGGAAACACUAUGUCGCAGUUUUCAAUUGACAGUAUGACUGGCCAGGUUAGUUUAGUGAAACCUUUGGACUACGAAACUACAAGAAGUUACAGAUUAGUGGUAAGAGCGCAAGACGGGGGAAGUCCAUCACGAUCAAACACAACUCAACUAUUGAUAAAUGUAGUUGACGUGAAUGAUAACAGUCCCAGAUUUUAUGCGCAGUUAUUUCAAGAAUCUGUUCUUGAAUCAGUUCCGCCCGGUUAUAACAUUGUACGUGUUCAGGCGUAUGAUGCCGAUGAAGGUGAUAAUGCCGAAAUUACCUAUUCUAUCAUUGAUGCUACUAGUUCAACUGGUCUCAGCUUUGAAGACGGCCAAUCAGAGGAAGUAGUAAGUACUACUGAUUUUCCUUUAUCUGUUGAUUCCCGAACUGGUUGGGUACAUACCACAACAACUUUGGAUCGAGAAAAACAAUCAAAAUAUCAAUUUCAAGUUAUGGCUAAAGACCAUGGAAACCCGUCACGUUCCGCUUCUGCUUCCGUAUUGAUUACUGUGCAGGAUGUAAACGAUAAUGAUCCAGCAUUCAAUCCCAAACAUUACGAGGUGUCACUAGCUGAGGACGAAGUGCCGGGAACUCCAGUAGUUCAGGUAAUAGCUACAGACCCAGAUGAGGACUCUAGGUUGCACUACGAAAUAUCUGGCGGAAACACACGUGGGAGAUUUGCAAUCACUUCUCAGAACGGGUACGGACUCAUCACUGUCGCGCAAAAUUUAGACUAUAAACAAGAACGAAGGUUUAUUUUAACUGUAUCAGCUACUGAUUCUGGAGGUAGAGUAGAUACUGCAACAGUUUAUGUAAAUAUUACUGAUGCUAAUAAUUUUGCGCCGGUUUUUGAAAAUGCUCCAUAUAGCGCAUCAGUUUUUGAAGAUGCUCCAUUAGGAACUACUGUAUUAGUUGUGUCUGCGAGCGACGGAGAUGUAGGUCUUAACGCAGAGUUAACGUAUACAUUAUCCGAAGAUGCAAGUGGUCCUCAACCAUUUAGAGUAAUCGAACAAACUGGUGCAAUCGUCACAAACAACUUAUUAGACCGUGAAACUGCUAGCAGUUACUUAUUAACCGUCACAGCACAGGAUGGUGGCACUCCUUCUUUGUCCGAUACUACUGAUAUUGAAAUCACUGUGUCGGAUGUAAAUGAUAACAAACCGAUGUUUACUGCACCUAUGUAUCUUUCUUCCAUACCAGAAAAUGCUCUCAUUGGAACAUCUGUGAUUCAAGUCUCAGCUACGGAUGUUGAUAUCGGAAUGAAUGGCCGUAUUCGAUAUUCGUUGGUUGAAAAAGAUAUCGAAGAUGCUUCAUUCGUUAUUGAUCCAUCUUCUGGAGUAAUACGCACUAAUAAGGGUUUGGAUCGAGAAUCUGUUGCUAUAUACCACUUACAGGCGGUUGCAAAAGAUUUGGGCACUCCAUCACUAAGUUCUACAGCCGAAGUUCAAAUUAGAAUUGAAGAUGUUAAUGAUAAUCCUCCAACGUUCGCCAGUAACAGAAUCACAUUAUAUAUUCCUGAAAACAGUCCUGUGGGCUCGCUUGUUGGAGUUCUUCAUGCGCAAGAUCCAGAUGAAGGAAUUAACGCAAUUAUACACUACUCAAUUAUUGGUGGGGAAGACAGCAACAGCUUCAGUCUUAUGACACGCCCGGGAUCUGAUCUUGCGGAACUGCUAACUAUGGUAGAUAUGGACUACGAAUCACCUAAAAAGAAAUUUGAAUUAGUAGUACGUGCAGCUAGUCCUCCUUUGAGAAAUGAUGUCCAUGUGGAUGUUAUUGUAACAGAUGUGAAUGAUAACGCGCCUGUUUUGAAGAAUUUUCAAAUAUUUGUUAAUAAUUACAAGGAUCAUUUUCCAUCUGGGGCAAUUGGCAGAAUACCAGCAUUUGAUGCUGAUGUGACAGAUAAACUUGAUUACAAAAUAUUGUCUGGAAACAAUGCUCGGUUGUUGUAUUUGAAUCAGUCUACUGGUGAGCUAACAUUAUCACCUCAACUGAAUACCAAUGUGCCAAGACAAGCAUCUAUGAAAGUUGCAGUAUCAGAUGGAGUUAAUGAUGUACAAGCUGUAAUGACAAUGACUGUGCGCUUAGUAACUGAGGAUAUGCUACUUAAUUCGGUAACUGUGCGUUUAAAUGAUAUGACUAGUGAAGCAUUUUUAUCACCUUUGAUGAAUUAUUUCAUUGAUGGCCUUGCGGCAAUUAUACCUUGUUCAAAGGAACAUAUAUUUCUGUUGAGUGUUCAGGACGAUACUGACGUCAAUUCUCGAGUUUUAAACGUAUCAUUUUCAGCCGGUCGUUUUGACACUCCCUCUAUGUCGUUUUACAAACCACAAUACUUGCAGGAGAGGGUGUACUUGCACAGGUUGCUACUACAAAGUAUUUCUACUGUUCAAGUGCUACCGUUUGAUGACGAUUUAUGCGUUCAUGAACCCUGCUUGAAUUUCGAGCAGUGUGUUACGGUUCUAAGAUUUGGCAAUGCGAGUGGUUUUAUUCACAGUGAUACAGUUUUGUUUAGAUCAAUUUAUCCAGUUACCACAUUUGCUUGUAAAUGUCCUGAAGGAUAUACAGGGAGCAGAGAGCAUUACCUAUGCGAUACCGAAGUUAAUUUAUGUUAUUCGAAUCCAUGUAAAAAUGGUGGUGUAUGUAUGCGGAGAGAAGGUGGCUACACUUGCAUUUGUGAAAUGCCAUUCACAGGUGUAAAUUGUGAAACAGUUCUUAGUAACUGCACCGGAAAUAAUUGUAUGACGCAGCGAAAUUCUUAUACCAUGGAACGUAAAUCUCAGAUUGAUCCUCAUAACGAAUUCAAUCACAUGUGCGAAUUACGAUCCCGAAGUUUUGUCCGCGGUUCUUACCUAACUUUUCCAAGUUUACAUCAAAGAAAUAGAUUUCAUAUAAAAUUACGGUUCGCUACAUUGGAGCAAAAUUCCUUACUUUUAUACAACGGCAGAUACAAUAAUGAGAACGACUUUGUAGCGCUUGAAAUCGUAGACGGUGCAGUACAAUUUUCGUUUUCAUUAGGCGAAGGCACUGCUACAGUUUACACAAAUGUACCAGGAGGAGUUGCUGAUGGCUUGUGGCAUAGUGUUGUAGUUGAAUAUUUUAACAGAACAGCAAUAUUAUCAGUAGACGACUGUGAUUCUACAUUGGCACUAUCUCCUGAAAUGGAAAAUAGAGGCAUAGAUUUGAUGUGCGCUAAUUCGACAUACCUCGAGCUACCAAGCAAAUGUGUAAUAUUAACUGAAAACUGCCAUAGAUAUUUAGAUUUGACAGGACCUUUACAAAUUGGUGGAUUACCUAAUGUUCCUAAUUCAUUGCAAGUAAACUCUAGAGAUUUUGUAGGUUGCAUUGGCGAUCUUCACAUAGAUCAUCGUUUUAUUGAUUUAAAUAACUUUGUAGCCGAUAAUGCCACAAUAUUGGGCUGUCCAGAGUUAUCAAAUUUUUGUUCAUCUGAUCCCUGCUAUAAUGGUGGUACAUGCAUUGAAAAAUGGGGAUCUCAUCAUUGCUUGUGUGCAGAGGGUUUCACUGGCAAAGAUUGCAAUGAAAUUACCACACCACCAUGGCGUUUUCAAGGUGAUGGCUUACUUUCAUUCAAUCCUCUUUUGAGGCCUAUUCAGCUGCCUUGGUUGAAUGCAUUAUCUAUUCGAACAAGGCAAUCAAAUGCAUUUCUGAUGUCAAUCCAAUUGGGUCAAACAAGCAAGGCUAUAGUAUCGCUGAAUGAUGGGUUUUUGCAAUAUACUUAUAACAAUGAUCCAGUUUAUUUGUCAAGUGUCAAUUUAUCGGACGGUCAAUGGCACCGAAUUGAAAUACAGUGGCUUGGCACAGAAUUAGCUUUUUCAUUAGAUUAUAAUCACAGAAUGGCUAUAUUACCUGUAACACACAAGAUUCAAGGAUUGUAUAUUGGAAAAAUUGUACUUGGUAUGGAUUCUGGAGUUUUCGGCAAUUUUGAUUAUGGUUAUUUUGUUGGGUGCAUUCAGGAUGUUAGAGUAGGAAACUUGCAAUCAGUACUUAAUCGACCAACUGUGCAGGAGAAUGUUCAGGAAGGUUGCGGAACGCAAGCUGAAUGUCCUAUUAGUUGUCCAGAAAAUUCCGAAUGUAACAUGGAGUGGGAUGAAGCUGAAUGUGUUUGUGAAAAAGGCUAUAUUGGCAAAGAAUGUAUUUCGAAGUGUGAUGUUAAUCCCUGUCAAAAUAGUGCAACAUGUCAUAUGGAUUACACAUUAGACAAGGCAUAUUAUUGCAGUUGUAACAGCUCUUUGUAUUCAGGUGAAUAUUGCGAAAUAGUACUAGAGCAACCUUGUCCGGCAGGCUGGUGGGGUGUAGGAGAAUGUGGACCAUGCAAUUGUGAUGUGGAUAAGGGUUAUAAUCCUGAUUGUCAUAAAACAACAGGAGAAUGCUCUUGUAACGAAAACCAUUAUCAGCCAGAAGGUCAGAAUGCUUGUUUUCCAUGCAAUUGCUAUAGCACGGGUUCUUUCAGUUCGACAUGCGACAAAAUUAGCGGACAAUGUUCUUGUAGAGAAGGCGUCAUCGGUCGACGAUGUGACACUUGUCCCAAUCCUUAUGCGGAAAUUACUUUAAAAGGAUGCGAAGUGGUGUACGAUUCAUGUCCACGUGCGCAGGAUGCAGAACUUUGGUGGCCUCGUACUAGUUUUGGCAGCGAAGCAAUCAUCAGUUGCCCUGCACCGGCUAGCGGACGCGCAUCGCGUCUUUGUGAUUCCACUCUGGGCGGAUGGCAGCAACCGGAUCUUUUUAAUUGUACCUCUAAACCGUUUAUUGAACUUAGGAAACAG